Messenger RNA from Nerophis ophidion (straightnose pipefish), 7909 nucleotides. RefSeq names its product cell surface glycoprotein 1-like. The transcript has 6 exons. Lineage: Eukaryota; Metazoa; Chordata; Actinopteri; Syngnathiformes; Syngnathidae. The record is from RefSeq and is a predicted model, not a curated record. The coding region runs from base 143 to 2959 and encodes 938 amino acids.
CCGUCCAAUAAGGAUGCGUCAGAGGCGGAAGUGGGCAGGUCCGGGCGGAAGUGGGCAGAUGUUGCGUUGAAGGAGCGAGGUCAAGCUUCCCCGCGACCGAGACCCGGAAUAUCUCGAGUGGACGCACGAAGACACGCUGAAGAUGUCAUUUGCCAGUGAGAAGCUGUACAACGGCUACCUGAGGACCAACAUGCCGACCAUUGUGAGCACGGUGAAAGUGAGAGAGAUGGUGGUCCAUCUGCCGUGUCUGACCGCUCACGACAGGGAGACCAUCGAGGCCAGGAGGGCGAAGUGCAGCAACUCUGACGGCAUGGUUCUUCUCCUGGACUGCCUGAAGAGGAGGGAGAACUGGCCCGAGCACUUCAUCAACGCGCUGGAGAUGUGCGAGCACACCAGGAUCGCGGCCGAGGUCCGGGCGGAAUACAACGCUCUGAGGGGCGCCCACGACUCCAACCCAAGCUCUCCUUCGCCAGCUGCGAAGACAACCAAUGUCCAUCCGGCUCCAGAUGCACCCCACCUCCUCGUGCUCGAGACCAGUGCAGGUCACCGCCGGGCCGCCGCCACACCCCCUCCGGUAACUGAAGCACAGCCUAAAGCUUCUGUUCCGGCUCCCGGGCCUGAGUCGCCCGACCGAGUGCGUCUCCGAGAGAAUGCCAAGCCGGAGACGCUGGAUCCGGCUCGCCCCGGGCCGGAGGAGACCUCUCAGUCCGAAUUCCUGGACGUUUCCCACCUUGAUCAAGUGAGCCCAGGAGAGGUUUCAGCGGUGCCGACUGAACAGAGCGACAUGGUCUCAGACAUGACCCCCGAACAGAACACAGACUGCAACCCCAGCUUUCCUUCGACCAAGGAGGAGGCGAAAGUACAUCCGGCUCCAGAUGAACCUCACCUCCCCUUGCCCGAGACCAAACACCGAGCAUGUCUCCAAGAGAGCGCCGAGCCGGAGGAGACCUCUCCGUCCGACUUCCUGGACGUUUCCCACCCUGGUCAAGUGAGCCCAGGAGAGGUUUCAGCAGUGCCGACUGAACAGAGCGACGUGGUCUCAGACGUGACCCCCGAACAGAACACAGACUCCAACCCCAGCUUUCCUUCGCCAGUCCCUCCGGCCUCAGAUGAACCUCACCUCCCCGUGCCCGAGACCAGUGCAGGUAACAGCCAGGCCGCCGCCGCUCCGCCAACCCCUCCACAACCCGCCUCCAAUGCCACACCCCCUACGGAAACUGAAGCAUCAGCGCCGGCUCCUGCGCCGGCUCCCGCGCCCGCAACCAAUUCGCCCCCUUCGCCCGACCGAGCGUGUCUCCAAGAGAACGCCGAGCCGGAGGAGACCUCUCCUUUCGACUUCCUGGACGUUUCCAACCCUGAUCAAGUGAGCCCAGGAGAGGUUUCAGCAGUGCCGACUGAACAGAACGACGUGGUCUCAAACGUGACCCCUGAGCAGAACACAGACUCCAACCCCAGCUCUCCUUCGCCAGCUGCGGAGGCGACCAAUGUCCACCUAGCUCCAGAUGAACCUCACCUCCCCGUGCCCGAGACCAGACACCGAGCGUGUCUCCAAGAGAGCGCCGAGCCGGAGGAGACCUCUCCGUCCGACUUCCUGGAUGUUUCCCACCCUGAUCAAGUGAGCCCAGGAGAGGUUUCAGCGGUGCCGACUGAACAGAGCGACGUGGUCUCAGACGUGACACCCGAGCAGAACACAGACUCCAACCCCAGCUCUCCUUCGCCAGCUGCGGAGGCGGCCAAUGUCCAUCCGGCUCCAGAUGAACCUCAACUCCCUGUGCCCGAGACCAGUGCAGGUCACAGCCAGGCCUCCGCCGCGGCGCUAUCCCAUCUGCAACCCGACCCCAAUGCCACACCCUCUCCAGAAACUAAAGCACAGCCUGAAGCAUCUGCACCGGCUCCCGCACCCAUGUCGCCCCCCUCACCCGACCGAGUGUGUCUCCAAGAGAGCGCCGAGCUGGAGGAGACUUCUCCGUCCGACUUCGUGGACGUUUCCCACCCUAAUCAAGUGAGCCCAGGAGAGGUUUCAGCGGUGCCGACUGAACAGAGCGACGUGGUCUCAGACGUGACCCUUGAGCAGAACACAGACUACAACCCCAGCUCUCCUUCGCCAGAUGCGGAGGCGGCCAAUGUCCAUCCGACUCCAGAUGAACCUCAACCCCCCGUGCCCGAGACCAGUGCAGGUCACAGCCAGGCCUCCGCCGCGGCGCUAUCCCCUCCGCAACCCGACCCCAAUGCCACACCCUCUCCAGAAACUAAAGCACAGCCGGAAGCUUCUGCACCGGCUCCCGCACCCGCGUUGCCCCCCUCGCCCGACCGAGCGUGUCUCCAAGAGAGCGCCGAGCCGGAGGAGACUUCUCCAUCCGGCUUCGUGGACGUUUCCCACCCUAAUCAAGUGAGCCCAGGAGAGGUUUCAGCGGUGCCGACUGAACAGAGCGACGUGGUCUCAGACGUGACCCCCGGGCGGCCCCCUGGUGAGACCACAGACCCUCCGGUGGAAGAGGUCGCCGCUGUCACCCUGGAGCCGGAAGAAAAUUCCCUGGUGUGUUCAGUACCUGAUGCCUCGCAGACCGAAAGCACAUCCGUGAGCUCCGCCCUCCUCGCCGACGACCUGACCGUGGGACUGAGCCUGCCCUGCCCGCUUCUCAGCGCCCAGCCGCCGACCACCUACUCGGGCAACACAGACCGUCUGGAAUUCAGCGACUUUGCAGAAGGAGAGACGAGCGCCGGACCCGAGGAAAACCCCCCGGAGGAAGAGGAGGUGCGGGUGCAGGUGAUGCACGUCACCCAGCAGCCGUCGCUCCUCGACCUCGACGGCCAGAGCGUCAGCAACGGCGACGCCUCCAAGCGCGAGGAACCCGCCAACCCCUCCUCCGGCCGGCUGACCGCCAACAGCAAGUACAUCCUGACGGCACUGGGCGUGGGCGCCGGCGCACUGCUGAUGGCGUGGAAGUGGAAGCAUUAAGGCCGGGGGGGGGGGCGAAGGAAGCAUGCCUCAUUGUCGUGGCUCGUCUCUGCAGGUGUGUCUUUCAGCAGCUCACCUGUCCGCUUCUCAGCACCUGUGAGGAAAGCAUGUAGGUGCACGGGGGACCCUGAUUGGACAAACUUCGGGUGGACGGACUGGCGGUGACAACAUUUUUUGACCACGUCUUACGCAACACUUGAGCUUAGCUUUUGUUUUUAGCUUUAAAGUUUUUAUUGUUAACAUUUAUUUUGCAGAUUAAACUACAACUUUAGUCCAAAAAUAGCUUUAAGUGCAUAUAAAAGUGCACCACCUGUCCUGGCUCCGCCCACAGCCUCUGGUUUAGAACCUGGAAAGCUUGGAAAGGCCGAUAAAUUAUGUCUACUACGCUACUGUAUCUUAAUAUUGUCAUUAUGGUGGUACUUAAUGAAUACUUAGGUCUACUAUGCUACUGUAUUUUAAUGUUGUUAUUAUAAAUGACUACGCUGUCGGGCGAAAACAUGUCCAACUAUUUAAAGUUCGACUCGCCACGUCUAGAUUUUUUGAAUUUUGUAGUUACACGCACCCAUAAACACUUGGAGACGAGUCAGGAUAGAGGGAAAGAUGAACGCAGCCAUGUGCAGAGACAUCCGGGUAAUUUGUGCGUUUGAGAGCGGUUCUCUAUGCAAAUGAGUGUCAGGGGAUGGGGGAGGGUGUCGGUCAAUAGGGAGGAUAUGUCAGUCGAUAGUGGAGGGUGUGCCAGUCGAUAAGGAGGGUGUGUCGGUCAAUGGCUGAGGGUGUGUCAGCCGAUAGCGAAGGGUGUGUCAGACGAUGGCUGGGAGAGUUUCAGUCGAUGGCGAAGGGUGUGUCAGUGGAUGGGGAGGGUGUGUCAGUCGAUGAGGAGGGUGUGUCAGUCAAUAGUGGGGUGUGUGUCAGUCGAUAGUGGAGGGUGUGUCAGUCGAUAGUGGAGGGUGUGUCAGUCGAUAGGGAGGGUGUGUCGGUCAAUGGCUGAGGGUCUGUCAGUCGAUAGUGGAGGGUGUGUUAGUCGAUGGGGAGGGUGUGUCAGUCGAUGGGGAGGGUGUGUCAGACGAUAGGGAGGGUGUAUCAGUCCUUGGUGUAGGGUGUGUCAUUCGAUAAGGAGGGUGUGUCGGUCAAUGGCUGAGGGUGUGUCAGUCGAUAGUGGAGGGUGUGUCAGUCGAUAUUGGAGGGUGUGUCAGUCGAUAGCUGGGAGAGUUUCAGUCGAUGGUGGAGGGUGUGUCAGUGGAUGGUGGAAGGUGUGUCAGUCGAUGGGGAGGGUGUGUCAGUCGAUGAGGAGGGUGUGCCAGUCUAUGAGGAGGGUGUGCCAGUCGAUAGGGAGGGUGUGUCAGUCGAUGAGGAGGGUGUGCCAGUCGAUAGGGAGGGUGUGUCAGUCAAUGGUGGAGGGUGUGUCAGUCAAUGGUGGAGGGUGUGUCAGUCGAUGGCUGGGAGAGUUUCAGUCGAUGGCGAAGGGUGUGUCAGUGGAUGGGCAGGGUGUGUCAGUCGAUGGGGAGGGUGUGUCAGUCGAUGAGGAGGGUGUGCCAGUCUAUGAGGAGGGUGUGCCAGUCGAUAGGGAGGGUGUGUCAGUCGAUGAGGAGGGUGUGCCAGUCGAUAGGGAGGGUGUGUCGGUCAAUGGCUGAGGGUGUGUCAGUCGAUAGUGGAGGGUGUGUCAGUCAAUGGUGGAGGGUGUGUCAGUCGAUGGCUGGGAGAGUUUCAGUCGAUGGCGAAGGGUGUGUCAGUGGAUGGGCAGGGUGUGUCAGUCGAUGAGGAGGGUGUGUCAGUCGAUAGUGGAGGGUGUGUCAGUCGAUGGGGAGGGUGUGUCAGUCGAUAGUGGAGGGUGUGUCAGUCAAUAGUGGAGGUUGUGUCAGUCGAUAGGGAGGGUGUGUCGGUCAAUGGCUGAGGGUCUGUCAGUCGAUAGUGGAGGGUGUGUCAGUCGAUGGGGAGGGUGUGUCAGUCGAUAGGGAGGGUGUAUCAGUCCUUGGUGUAGGGUGUGUCAUUCGAUAAGGAGGGUGUGUCGGUCAAUGGCUGAGGGUGUGUCAGUCGAUAGUGGAGGGUGUGUCAGUCGAUAGUGGAGGGUGUGUCAGUCGAUAUUGGAGGGUGUGUCAGUCGAUGGCUGGGAGAGUUUCAGUCGAUGGUGGAGGGUGUGUCAGCGGAUGGUGGAAGGUGUGUCAGUCGAUGAGGAGGGUGUGCCAGUCGAUAGGGAGGGUGUGUCAGUCAAUGGCUGAGGGUGUGUCAGUCGAUAGUGGAGGGUGUGUCAGUCGAUGGAGGAGGGUGUGUUAGUGGAUGUUGGAGGGUGUGUCAGUGGAUGGUGGAGGGUGUGUCAGUGGAUGGUGGAGGGUGUGUCAGUCGAUAGGCAGGGUGUGUCGGUCAAUGGCGAAGGGUGUGUCAGUCGAUAGUGGAGGGUGUGUCAGUCAAUGGCAAAUGAGUGUCGGGAUGGCGGUCAAUAGGGAGGAUGUGUCAGUCCUUGGUGUAGGGUGUGUCAUUCGAUAGGGAGGGUGUAUCAUUCGAUAGUGGAGGGUGUGUCAGUCAAUGGCAAAUGAGUGUCGGGAUGGCGGUCAAUAGGGAGGAUGUGUCAGUCCUUGGUGUAGGGUGUGUCAUUCGAUAGGGAGGGUGUAUCAUUCGAUAGUGGAGGGUGUGUCAGUCGAUAUUGGAGGGUGUGUCAGUCGAUGGCUGGGAGAGUUUCAGUCGAUGGUGGAGGGUGUGUCAGUGGAUGGUGGAAGGUGUGUCAGUCGAUGAGGAGGGUGUGCCAGUCGAUAGGGAGGGUGUGUCAGUCAAUGGCUGAGGGUGUGUCAGUCGAUAGUGGAGGGUGUGUCAGUCGAUGGAGGAGGGUGUGUCAGUGGAUGUUGGAGGGUGUGUCAGUGGAUGGUGGAGGGUGUGUCAGUGGAUGGUGGAGGGUGUGUCAGUCGAUAGGCAGGGUGUGUCGGUCAAUGGCGAAGGGUGUGUCAGUCGAUAGUGGAGGGUGUGUCAGUCAAUGGCAAAUGAGUGUCGGGAUGGCGGUCAAUAGGGAGGAUGUGUCAGUCCUUGGUGUAGGGUGUGUCAUUCGAUAGGGAGGGUGUAUCAUUCGAUAGGGAGGGUGUGUCGGUCAAUGGCUGAGGGUGUGUCAGUGGAUGGUGGAAGGUGUGUCAGUCGAUGGGGAGGGUGUGUCAGUCAUUAGUGGAGGGUGUGUCAGUCGAUAGGGAGGGUGUGUCGGUCAAUGGCGAAGGGUGUGUCAGUCGAUAGUGGAGGGUGUGUCAGUCAAUGGCAAAUGAGUGUCGGGAUGGCGGUCAAUAGGGAGGAUGUGUCAGUCCUUGGUGUAGGGUGUGUCAUUCGAUAGGGAGGGUGUAUCAUUCGAUAGUGGAGGGUGUGUCAGUCAAUGGCAAAUGAGUGUCGGGAUGGCGGUCAAUAGGGAGGAUGUGUCAGUCCUUGGUGUAGGGUGUGUCAUUCGAUAGGGAGGGUGUAUCAUUCGAUAGUGGAGGGUGUGUCAGUCGAUAUUGGAGGGUGUGUCAGUCGAUGGCUGGGAGAGUUUCAGUCGAUGGUGGAGGGUGUGUCAGUGGAUGGUGGAAGGUGUGUCAGUCGAUGAGGAGGGUGUGCCAGUCGAUAGGGAGGGUGUGUCAGUCAAUGGCUGAGGGUGUGUCAGUCGAUAGUGGAGGGUGUGUCAGUCGAUGGAGGAGGGUGUGUCAGUGGAUGUUGGAGGGUGUGUCAGUGGAUGGUGGAGGGUGUGUCAGUGGAUGGUGGAGGGUGUGUCAGUCGAUAGGCAGGGUGUGUCGGUCAAUGGCGAAGGGUGUGUCAGUCGAUAGUGGAGGGUGUGUCAGUCAAUGGCAAAUGAGUGUCGGGAUGGCGGUCAAUAGGGAGGAUGUGUCAGUCCUUGGUGUAGGGUGUGUCAUUCGAUAGGGAGGGUGUAUCAUUCGAUAGGGAGGGUGUGUCGGUCAAUGGCUGAGGGUGUGUCAGUGGAUGGUGGAAGGUGUGUCAGUCGAUGGGGAGGGUGUGUCAGUCAUUAGUGGAGGGUGUGUCAGUCGAUAGGGAGGGUGUGUCGGUCGAUGGCUGAGGGUGUGUCAGUGGAUGGUGGAAGGUGUGUCAGUCAUUAGUGGAGGGUGUGUGAGUCAUUAGUGGAGGGUGUGUCAGUCGAUAGGGAGGGUGUGUCGGUCGAUGGCUGGGAGAGUUUCAGUCGAUGGUGAAGGACCAUUCGCCUCCAUGGUGACAAAUAAAGUAUCUUUAUCACUGGAACACAAGUAAAAUCAAAACAUGCUUCACUACACACCAACUUCACUACUUCACUAGCUCACCUGCAUCAAAAUGUAAACAAACGCCAUGGGUGGAUCUAUAUCUUACAUCCACUGUAAUGAUAUCAGGUACAGGCAUGAAUCUAGUUGAUACUACUAUGAUCACGUCGAUAAUUUUUGGCAUCACAACAUCUUUGUUUUUUAUUAUGUUUAGGAAAUACGUGCCUGGACACACGAGGACUUUGAAUAUGAUCCUGUCACUACUUGGUAUCGCAUCGAUACCUACAUGUGUGGUAUCGUCCAGAUUCAAUGUCAAGUAUCAAAGAAGAGAAGAAUAAGGGAUUAUUACAUUUGAACAGAAGUGGACAUAGAACAUGUUCAAACAAAGUAAGCAGAUAUUAACAGUAAAUUAUUUUUUUUACAGUUUGUCCCUUUACUAUUAAAAGACAAGUUGUCUAGUGUGUUGACUAUUUUAUAUUUGAUUUAUUAACUUUUUAUUGACAUCCAUAAAUGUGAUGAGUGGACAUCAUGCCGGACUUUACUAGCUGCAGUGUGUGACUUCAGCCACAAGAGGGCGCCAUCCCCUCACUGAGUUGCAUUGGCGCAGAGAGCCCAGAUGGUCAAAAGUUUACGUACACUUGUAACGAACAUGACGUCAUGGCUGUCUUGACUUCCCAGUCAUUUCUACAAUGAUGUGAUUGGAGCACAUAUUUGUUGCUCACUAAAAACAUUCAUAAAGUUUGCUUCUUUUAUGAAUUUA